Camelus dromedarius (Arabian camel) is the source of this 2287-nucleotide messenger RNA. It is a transcript of the gene ODAD3, whose product is annotated as outer dynein arm docking complex subunit 3. Bases 171 to 2039 code for a protein of 622 amino acids. The record is from RefSeq and is a predicted model, not a curated record. Gene Ontology annotation, cellular component: ciliary basal body; cilium; ciliary tip. NCBI's taxonomy places the organism in Eukaryota, Metazoa, Chordata, Mammalia, Artiodactyla, Camelidae. Gene Ontology annotation, biological process: cilium movement; outer dynein arm assembly. The transcript has 13 exons.
UGGAGGGAGGAGGGAAAGGUUACCUAGCAAUCUGGAGAAGCCGCGAGGUCCCGCCGAGCGGUCGACAAGUGUAUUCCCAGAGCCCGAGGAACCCAAGCUGACGGAUCCUGGUCUGAGGCGAUUCCUAGUCGAACCCCUGACACCCAGGGGCCCUAGGCCCCAACCCAAUCAUGACGUCUCUUCUGUGCUGGGCGGCCUCUGCCAACGCCAUGCCUUCUCAAGACCAGGUUUCAACCCACUCCAAAGUAAGGGGCAGUCAGGCUCAAGCCAAGCCCCACCACCCCGGAGGCAAGGGCUCGGCGCAGGCCUGGCAUCCACUCUAUUCCAAGGCUGGACCCCUCCAUGCCACCGAGGGGAAGUCCACUGUGCGCAUGCAAGUGGCUGAGUUACAAAGGAAGAUACAACUGUUAGAGGGUGACCGGAAGGCCUUUUAUGAGAGCACCCAGUGGAACAUCAAGAAGAAUCAGGAGACCAUCCGCCACCUCCACGAGGAGAUCAGGGUGCUGCAACUGCAGCUGACGGACCUGCUCAAGGGAGAUGAGAAAGUUGUCCAGGCAGUGAUUCGGGAAUGGAAGUCAGAGAAGCCGUACCUGAAGAACAGGACAAGCCAGCAGGCCCUGGAACAUCUGGACCACCAGCUGAGUGAGAAGGUGAAGCAGCUGAACGCUCUUCGGCACCAGCUGGGGUUGCGGCAGAAGUGGCUGGAGGAGCUCCAGCUGCAGCACAGUCUGCGUGAGCUGGAGAUGGUAGAGAUGCAAGACAGCAACACAGAGGUGGCCAAGACCAUGCGCAACCUGGAGAACCGCCUGGAGAAGGCCCAGAUGAAGGCCGAGGAAGCGGAACACAUCACCAAUGUGUACCUGCAGCUCAAGGCCUAUCUACGGGAGGAGAGCCUUCACUUGGAGAACCGGCUGGACUUCAUGGAGGCUGAGGUGGUGAAGACAAAACACGAGCUGGAGGAACUGAACGUAGUGAAUCAGGAGGCGCUCAAUGCCAGGGACAUCGCUAAGAACCAGCUACAGUAUCUGGAAGAGACCGUGUUCCGAGAGCGCAAGGAGCGCGAACGCUACCUAACCGAGUGCAAGAAGCGCGCGGAGGAGAGGAAACUGCAGAACGAGCGCAUGGAGCGCAAGACCCAGCGUGAGCACGUGCUGCUGCAGUCUGACGAAACCAUCCAGGACAGCCUGCACUCCAAGGAGGAGGAGCUGCGGAAGUGCUGGAACCUGUACCAGAUGGAAGUGCUCUUCGGCAAGGUCAAGGACGUCACUGGCGUGGCGGAAACCCACGCCAUCGUGCGGCGGUUCCUGGCACAGGGCGACACCUUCACGCAGUUGGAGACACUCAAGAGCGAGAACGAGCAGACGCUGCUGAGGCUGAAGGAGGAGAAGCAGGGGCUGCAGCGGGAGCUCGAAGAUCUCAAGUACUCAGGGGAGGCCAAGCUGGUGAGCGAGCAGAAGCUGCAAGCCGAGUUGCGGGGGCGCCUCAAGGCGGAGGAGGAGCGGCGCGCAGACGCACAGGAUCGGCUGGAGCGCACCUUGCGGGCUAUACAAAUGACCAAGGAGGGCUUCGAGCAUCUGGCGAGCAAGCUGAGACACGUCACACUGGCAGGCCCCGCCCCCAAGGAAGCCCCGCCCAGAGCCCCACAGGAUGUGAAAGGCGGCGUCACCAUCCAGCCGCAGGAGGACGACCGCUACGCGGAAAAAGAGCUGGAUUCCAAGGCGGGUGACUAUCUGCCCAACCUGAUGAGCCUUGUGGAGGAAAAGCUAUUGAAGCUACAGGGACAACUCCAGGACCACGAUGUGCCAGCGAUGCUGCGCCACUUGGCCGAACGCGAGUUCUACUCCACCCUAGAGGGAAAGCUGCCGACGUACAACACCCGCAUCGCCCUGCCCCUUGCCAGUCCCAAGGACAAGUUCUUCGAUGAAGAGGAGAGUGAGGACGAAGACAACGACGUGGUGACCCGCAAGGCACUCAAGAUGCGUUCCCAGAAAUUAAUCGAAUCCCGCAACAAGAGGCGCGUUCGCUCGCAGAGGUCCUAGACUCGCUCUCGAGCUUACCUGGGGCUUCCAGGCCCCUGCAGAGCCCCCGACCCCUCUGGGCCCAACCGCGGGCCCCCGGGGCACCUUCAAGGACGGAAGGCAGCCCUGGCAAGGGAGCAGAGCGAGCAGGCAACGCCCGGAGUAGAGAAGGGGGCUGGGCUGCUGGACGUUCCCACAGUAAAAUCUCCCCAGGCUGGUCUCCGCCGGCCUCGGAAUCGCGCAAUAAAGGUCACCGACCAGCCCCCUGA